Blastomyces gilchristii SLH14081 is the source of this 4196-nucleotide messenger RNA. RefSeq names its product selenocysteine lyase. The record is from RefSeq and is a predicted model, not a curated record. Gene Ontology annotation, biological process: Mo-molybdopterin cofactor biosynthetic process. The transcript has 2 exons. Gene Ontology annotation, molecular function: molybdenum cofactor sulfurtransferase activity; pyridoxal phosphate binding; molybdenum ion binding. NCBI's taxonomy places the organism in Eukaryota, Fungi, Ascomycota, Eurotiomycetes, Onygenales, Ajellomycetaceae. Bases 478 to 3072 code for a protein of 864 amino acids.
AACUAAUUGCAAAACAAAAACAAAAUACUCUCCUAUAUCUUUGUUGAUAGGGAGUGAUUAGUCCGUUAUCUACUCUGUACCUAGGAACUGUAGUUACUGUAGUUACCGUACCGGCCGGCGUUGGAGAUUUUUCGGGCGGUUCCGAUGGCCGAAACUUUCCCUUUGGAUCCCCGCCUCCACACACUUCCAAGCUGCGUCGAACUCCGACGACAACGACGUCUUAUUAGUGGCAAACAAUAAUGGGGUUUCUAAAAACUCGCCUACUCUGUCGGCCCUGUAUAAGAUAAUACUUUUCUCUGUCUGGCCCGAACUGUUUUUAUCUCUCCUGUUUCUUUUCUGUUAUGGUGGCAAAACAAUGCUAUCUAGGUCUCGUUCGGGGAGUUAACUUAGCAUCAUUUGAAAAAUGAUCAGAUGGCUGCUUUUAGAGCUUGCAUGGCGUUACCUAGGUAACACAUAGUUACUCUCACGGCUAUUAUCAUGACGGGCCAACAACCCCUUCGUCCGCUGCCGCAUGGCCGGCCUGGCCGCGUCAGGCAGCAGGCUUCCUUCUAUACAGAUUGGAUUGAAGAGAUUAGAGAGCGAGAAUACCCCACUCUCAAAGAAACAACCUAUCUGGACCAUGCGGGAACAACACUCUACCCAGCAUCCCUCAUCGAUGCAUUUUCACAAGAAAUGAAGGCGAAUCUUUUUGGAAAUCCCCAUUCGGCAUCCUCGUCUUCCCAACUCUCUACACGGCGGGUGGACGAUGCCAGGUUACGAGUUCUCCGCUUCUUUAGAGCCAGCCCUGAUGAUUUCGAUGUUGUGUUCGUCGCAAAUGCAACCGCUGGGAUCAAGCUGGUUGCGGAUGCACUAAGAGACUAUGACGAGAACGGGUUUUGGUACGGGUAUCAUCGGGAUGCGCAUACCAGUCUGGUUGGGGUGAGAGAGCUGGCAGCAAGGGGGCGGAGGUGCUUCGCGGACGACGAGGAAGUUGAACAGUGGAUAUCUCAUCAACGCACGUCAAAUAUGCGAAGGCGGACAUUUCUUCCCACUCUGUUCGCGUAUCCGGCUCAAUCGAAUAUGAAUGGCCGUCGCCUACCUCUUGACUGGUGUCACAAGCUCCGAGCUUGUAACAUCUACUCACUUUUGGACGCUGCGUCACUCGUCUCUACAUCGCCACUAGAUCUUAGCGAUCCGGAUUCUGCCCCUGAUUUUACGGUCCUCAGCUUUUAUAAAAUUUUUGGAUUUCCGGAUCUUGGCGCUCUUAUCGUUCGUAAGGGCUCUCAUGAUAUCUUUGACAAGCGAAGCUACUUUGGAGGGGGCACAGUUGGUAUGGUUACGAGUCUUGAAGAUCAGUGGCAUGCGAAGAAAUCGACUUCUAUUCACGAUCAACUUGAGGAUGGAACCUUACCUUUCCACAGCAUUAUAGCUUUGCAUUCAGCUUUCGACAUACAUGAACGACUUUACGGAUCCAUGGAGAAUAUCUCUCUCCACGCUGGCUCGUUAGCCAAGACGCUGUAUGAUGCUUUGGUGGACAAAAGGCACGCAAACGGAGCCGUUGUUUGUGAAAUGUAUAAGCACAAAACAUCUAGUUACAAUGACCGAACUACCCAGGGCCCCAUUGUUUCAUUCAACAUGAGGAAUAGCAACGGUGAAUGGAUUGGGAAAUCGGAAGUUGAGAAACUCGCUGCAGUGAAGAAUAUCCAAAUUCGGUCCGGGACAUUAUGCAAUCCAGGUGGCAUGACAUACCACCUUGGAUUGAAAGUUGAGGAAAUGAAACGAAAUUAUAAUGCGGGUCAACGGUGUGGAGAUGACAUCGAUGUUAUCGAAGGCAAACCAACAGGAGGUCUAAGAGUUAGCCUUGGUGCUAUGAGCUCCAUCGGCGAUGUUAACCGAUUCCUGGAAUUCAUUGAUGAGUUUUAUGUGGACAAAUCCAAUUUGAGCUCCUUUUCAACAUCUCAAACUGUUACACUAUCCGAGAAGGCCUCAGCUUCUAACUUCUAUGUUGACAAGCUCUGCGUGUAUCCGAUCAAAAGUUGUGGAGCUUUUAUAGUCCCCGAUGGCAAGGAGUGGGAGAUUAAUCCGGAAGGACUUGCAUGGGAUAGAGAAUGGUGUCUAAUGCACCAGGGCACGGGGGUAGCUCUCAGCCAGAAAAGAUAUCCUCGAAUGGCUCUUAUACGCCCUGUGGUUGAUCUUGACCGGGGAGUCCUACAGAUUUCACGUGGCAUGCCAGGGACUGACAAUAAUUCCCUAGAGCUGCCUUUAUCAGGCCAAUCGGUCGACAUCUCGAUAGCUGAACUCUAUGAAAACUCCAUGAAGAAGUCCUCCAUGGUGUGCGGUGAUAGGGUAACUGUACAAAUAUAUUCGUCACCGGUCGUUGCAAAAUUCUUCUCUGAGUUUCUUGAAGUCCCAUGCACACUUGCUAGAUUCCCGGCGAAUUUAUCCGUCCGAUACUCGAAACCCCAGCUACGUUACCAUCCCCCUGAUACCAUAUCGCCCUCUAACAGCAUGCCAGGCGCUUUCCCGCAAUCCACGCCUUCGUGCGAACUAUACAAGAAUCCAAUCCGCUUGUCAAACGAAAGCCCCGUGCUGCUAAUCUCCAGGUCCAGUGUCAACAAACUUAACGAAACUAUUAAAUCGCUCGGCAAAUCCGCGUCCAAGACCACGAGAGCGGUCGCCGCUGAUGUAUUCCGAGCAAACAUCAUUGUCGCUGAGAACCCCACUCUGGCGUUGAAUAACAAGAAUGGAGACAGCAACCGCACUACUCCUAGCCUUAUGUCUUCACCGCCAACGUUGCUGGCCGAACAGCCAUACGUCGAAGAUAGAUGGAUAGGGUUCCGAAUUGGGUCUCACAAAUUUGACGUCCUGGGCUCAUGUCAGCGCUGCCAGAUGGUAUGCGUAGAUCAGUUCACAGCCGUCAGGAGCGAAGAACCCUUCUCGACCCUGGCGAAGACAAGGAAAAUUGGUGGCAAGGUUGUGUUCGGAAGACAUGUUUGCCUUUCGCCUGAUGAUUCCUGGGAUGGUGUAGACGAGGGAAAGGUUAUGAUAAGGAGUGGUCAAGUUGUUGAGCCGCUGUAUGAAGAAAUGUUGUGAGCUAUAUCCUGUAUAUAUUGGCUUUAGAUAUGAGUAUAUGUAAUGAAUGUACAUAACGAAAGCUGCGAAGGAUUGAUAUAAUGGCCACGCUCCCUGAUACCUUACCACGCUUGUGACUCUUUUUCUGCCUAGCGGACAUAAUUUAUAGAUAGUUCAAGAAUACUUCACCGUUAACCCGGAGACCAAGCUCCGACAAGCAGCAGAGGAGAAAUCCUUUAAUUUGGCAUGGCCCGCGGGAUAUUCUGAACAUGACAUGCUGUUUUCUAUUUCUAAAAGUAGCAUAUAUAUAUCAAACCAUAAGAAAAAAAUUUGGGAGACGCAAAGAAGCAGCCAGAAAUAUACAUAUACAAUAAUACCUAGUUGCCGCACCCAUACUCAUACAAGAGAAAAUUUGACAAGGAAAACGGGCAAAGAUAAAAUAAAAAUAGAAAGCACAUUAAACUCCCACCACUCUUGAGAUACCCUUUACUUCCGUGGAUAUUUCUUCCACCCUCGUCCGUGACCCCGCUGUUAAAUAUUAGUUAGCCACCAGCCCUUGAAGUCAACAGCUGGGAACAAGCUGGGGCUAGAAAGCAAGAACAUACCUGUUUCCACAACCUGAUCAUCGCCGGCAUACCCAUCAUGGCCUUCUUCCGAUCUUCCAACCUAACCUCUAGCGUCCGCUCCCACUUAUGACCCUUAACCUUCUGACCAAUACCCGUGCCGCGGAUUCUCAAUCCCUUCUCAACAGCCUUCGUCUCCUUAUAUACCGUCGACUUGCGACUGGGAGGUAAUAGUUCCUCAACGCCAUAUUGCGCAGCUAAUUUGACCAAUUCGUUCUGCCGUCGGAGGGAAAUCAUGGCGCCCCGCCAUCGCCCUGUUUCGGGGUUCUUGUAUGGAAGGAAUGGGUUUGGGUGUUCUGGAUCGGAGCGGAGGAAGGCCUGUGACAUUGAGAAGGCAGAUUGGUCUAUUUUUGAAGCUUUAGAGGAGCGAGAUGGCGUAUAGGGACUUGGAGCUGGAGCUGGGGGCUCGACACCCUCUGGUAGUUUUGGUGCUCCAAGGGCAUUUGCGGAGUAUAUUUGCGGCGGGUAGCGGGCGAAAAAGUUGCGGAGCCGGACAGGGAGGUUCUCCAAAAUGCCUGCGGC